AGCGGGUGGCCCUGUGUGCUUGGGAAUCAGUUCCAAUCCAUUCAGACUCUUGCAUUUUUCACAGCAAGUGCAGCUCACCCCCAAAUCCCUUUUACACAUGGCGCCCAAGAAAAUUGAACCAAAGAAACCUGAGCUCAAGAAGCCGGAACCCAAGAAAGAUGUAGCCGCAGCUAAACCAGCUCCAGCUCCUGAGCCGGAGCCUCAGCCACCCAAGGAGCCUGACUUUGACCCCAAAAGCAUCACUCUUGAGUACUCUUCGGACCAGAUUGAGGAGUUUAAAGAGGCAUUUACCUUGUUUGACCGCACACCCACCGGAGAAAUGAAGAUCACUUUCGCCCAGUGCGGGGAUGUGAUGCGAGCUCUGGGCCAGAACCCCACCAAUGCAGAUGUGCUAAAAGUGCUUGGAAAACCACGGCCUGAGGACAUGAGCACUAAAAUGGUGGACUUUGAGACCUUCUUGCCAAUGCUCCAGCAUAUCUCCCGUGCAAAAGAUCAGGGCAAUUUUGAGGAUUUUGUUGAGGGGCUCAGGGUUUUUGACAAGGAAGGCAAUGGCACCAUAAUGGGAGCUGAGCUGCGUCAUGUGCUGGCAACACUAGGAGAGAGGAUGACAGAAGACGAAGUGGACAGACUGAUGGCUGGACAAGAGGAUGCCAAUGGAUGCAUCAACUACGCCUCCUUUGUGAAGCACAUUCUCUCCGGGUGAAGGGGACAUUUGACCAUAAAGACUCUGUUUACUCCACUUAUCUGGAUCCUUGUUAAACAUUUAUACAGUUAGGGGUGAGCAUGUGACAUUAUGUUUACACUGUCAAAAGAAGUAAAUGCUCACUGACAUAAUGUUGACCGCAAGAUUUAAUCUUUUCAACAAACACACUAAAAAUGAUAAAAUGCCCAUGAGAUGAUCUGGACAUCCCUGGAGAAAAAGCCAUUAAUAAACAAAGUAUGAAUACAAA
Molecule: messenger RNA, 950 nt
Organism: Solea solea (common sole)
Lineage: Eukaryota; Metazoa; Chordata; Actinopteri; Pleuronectiformes; Soleidae
Product: myosin light chain 4-like
Exons: 1
Coding region: 98-703 (201 amino acids)
Cellular component (GO): myosin II complex
Molecular function (GO): calcium ion binding
Source: RefSeq, a predicted model, not a curated record